GCCGUUUUGAGGUUCUAGGUCGUUCGCCACGCAUUCUCCUUGAUAUCUUAGAUUAAACUUUGUUUACCAUUUGAGUGUUUGAAAUAAUUGAUCUCGUUCUUAUAUUAUUACAAAAGUCAACACUUAUAUUAAUGCUCGUAGUCCUGUAAGCCCCAUAAAUUUCAAAAGAACUCAUUCUUAAAAUAAGUGAUGUAUAAUAGUAAAAUUUUUAAAACUCCCAUAUAUGACUACACAUACAUGUACUCUUUGUAGCGUUGAGAAUGUAGUUCUCACGUUAUUUAUAAGGAAAGUGGGAAACAUUAGCUGCUACCGGGCCAACUCUGAGUUUUUUUCUUAAAGUUCUCGUAUAGUUUUCAUGAUCAAAUGAAGCGUAUGUAAAACUACAACACUCUUGGUCAAUUAAAUCCAUUUUACAUUUUCUCUAUGUCUAGGUUAAUUAAUCCCGUUGUGUGCAUACUAGCCUUAUUAAUGAAACGACCAAUGGUUUUAAAUUUGACCGCAAACUUUCUUGAUCAAGUAUCAACUAGUUAUUUGUUGUAUGUUUUCGCGGCACACCAAUCUCAUCCUUGCAAGGUGGCCCACGGAGUUGCUGAUACAUUGAGUAUUUUAAGGAAAUGUAUCCCCUUAAACCUUGACUACAGCAGGUUUUCAUGCCGUUUGUCCCUUUUAAAAUUGUCCACAUAUGCACAGAACUGGUUUUUAAGCAGUGCUUGCUCUUAACUUGGUUUAAGCUCCUAGGACCUCUCACAGUAAGGAACAACAUAUUGCGUCAUAUGGAAACAUCUCUGAUGGUGAAGCAAACACGUGCUCUUGUCUAUUUUAGGAUCGUUCUAGGCCAUUAAUAGUUAUCAUUGAUUUGUGUGAGAGAUGGAAUACUAACCGGGCGCCUAGACCGAAGCAGGUGGUCUUUUCAAGGAGCCUCACCCCGAACCUUUGACUUAAAGGUCUAGUCCACAAGGCAGUGGAGCAACAUUAGGAGAUGCAGUCCCAUGGUAGCCGGUGACCAACAAUGAGUUCAUUUGCCGUUUGUUCCCUCAGGAUAUUAGAACCCAUAUGCACCAUUGGUUUGAAAUCAGGGUUUUCCAACUCCCUAGGUGGGUCCACCGACCCGGUUAAAAUACCGGACAUUCGCUUUUCGUCCUCUCAAUUUUAUAAACAACACCCGCCUCGAUAAGGGAGUGAAUAGAACUUCCUUGGCAGUGGCUGUACACUAUUGAAAGUUAGAGGUUUAUGUAGGCUGAGGAUGUGCUAUGAUCUCAUAGCUGUAGAAGCUAAUCCUCAACAGCUUAACUGGCUUAUAAUACGUAUCUUUUCAACCUCUAAGUUUUGAUAUUCAAUUAAAAUGCCUUCCUAAACACUUGUAAAGUUUUAUGAAGCUUAAAAUAUUGCCUGUACUCUAACUCCCAUAAUUCAUCAGUAAAACUUUGAAAUUCGGGUAAACAACGUAGAACUUUGAGAAAUUAUUGCUCUCUGUUGUGCGACAAUAGUAACAUCAACUUAAAAGGCAAAACUUGGAAGUAAUAUGCCUUUGCAAUUUAUGGAUUCAUAUCAUGUAGUCUUUAGUCACUGAUAUCAGUUACUAUGAAAGUAUCAAAUAUGUAUAUUCUUUCAUAUGGCUCGGAUCAGUUGGUGACAUAUUUUGACCUUACCGAUUUUGGCCGUCGCCGACCCAAUGUAGUUCACGAGUGUAGUCGAUGGUUGAUGUAUUUCGUCUCAGAUAAUGCUCCUAAAACAUGAUCUAUAGUGUUUGAUUUUCAAAUGCAGUGAAUCCUUAGUAUUUAUAUAUUAACAACUGUAUAAAAAUUAUACAUACAAGUAGAAACAUGUAUUACUUGAAUUGCCUCAACUUUCUACCCACAUACAACGUAUUCAAGUGGCUUAACGAGCCAAGUUAUGUUUGGAAGAUAGUUUUCCUUUGUUGUUUGGCGAACUUCAUUAACGCAGCUGAUCGAGUUAUCAUGCCUAUUGUUAUAAUUCCCAUAUCGAAUCACUUUGGCUGGAAUCUUCACCAAUAUGGAUUAGUUCUGAGUUCGUUUUCUGUAGGCUAUCUUGGAAGUAUGAUUAUAGGUGAAAGAGCAGCAAGACGAUAUGGUGGAGGUCUGAUCCUUAGUUUUGCCAUCGCAUUCUGGUCAUUGUCAUCCCUCCUCACUCCAUUCUUUGCUCACUCUAUUCGCUCUCUGAUAACUGUGCGUAUACUACUUGGCUUAAGAGAAGGAAUAGGUAAGAAAGAUAUUUUGUCGAUCUAAAAUUGAAAAUCAUAAUCAAAACUCAAAUCUGAAUGAAAAUUUGGUUGUUAAAAGAUCUAAAUGAUGUUCUAUAGCUUAACAUAUUUGAUUUGGAGAAAUCAGUUACGAAAGGAUUAGUUGAAUAAAUCAUUAAUUAUAAACAGUUAUCGCUUGUAUCCUACCCACAAAGCAAGCCUAUUAGCGUCAGGCAGAGUUAUGCAUAUUCCCAAUCUCAUUCUGUUAAGAGAUUCUUUAUGGUAUGUAAAAGUAUUGUUGUUUCCAUCAUUUGGAAUAUAUUUUUUGAAGGAUAAGUGGUCUGAAAUUUCUACCACAGGAUAGGGUUUUCAACGUCAUGUUUAUAUACAACUCAAUAACAUGGUAUUGUAAAAUACAUUUGAUUCUUAAAAAAUUCUUACUUCUUUCACCAUGUACCAAUCUUCAGCUAGACCAAACAGGUUCAUAACAAACAAUAAAUUAUAUUGUGCUGAAAAGUCAAAUUACCUGCACACAAUGAGUGUUAUUACAAAAUAUUUCAAAGCCUGACGUUCGAUAUCCUGUGGUAUAACUCUACCUGGAACUGUUUACCCAUCAUUUCUUACUAUUAUUAUUGGUUGCUUUGUAUGUCAAAUACCUUUUAUUAGAAGAAAAAUUUCUCUAGAGCUUAUCUGGUAUGUCGUUGUAGCAAAUCGAUCUCAUCAUCUAAAAUGAAUAAUUUCUCAUCCACCUUAAUCAAAAGUUCAUUUGAAAGCCUAAGUUAUUGCAAUAUAUUGAUAUGUAAUAUAUGCUUACUUAGUAAUGUUCCGUGUAGUCACAAUAUUUGUUUUUCGUCGUCUAAUAUAGGUCUUCCUACGGUAUUCCACAUAUUUUCUUAUGUUGUGCCUGUUGAAGAACGCAGUCGAUCUUUCAGUUAUAUGGUCACAUUUGGUGCUGUUGGUCAAACAGUAGCUACCUUGGUUUGCCCUCACUUAAUUUGGUCUCAUUCGUUUUUCAUAUUUGGUUUUAUUGGUCUUGUGUGGAUUUGUUUCUGGAUCCCUGUCUUUAACGUUGUUAGAAGAGCUGAGUCACGAAUUGAGUUGCCUGCUCAACAAUCUCAGCCUUCCAAACCGUCUCUUCGUUGGACUGAAUUCGUUUCACACUGGCCAUUAUGGGCAAUUUACAUUGCUCAUUUCAGUAUGAACUGGUCAAAUUAUAUUGUAAUGCUAUGGUUACCGACCUACUUAGUCCGUUAUUUGGGAGCUACUGAAUAUGCCAUAAUGCUAACAGCUAUACCUUAUAUAUGUAAUUGUAUUGGGAGUGUUAUCGCCGGACGGCUAGCGAAUUACUUAACUAAACGGCAGUUCACUGUACUAACUGUUCGACGCUUAAUGUCAUCUAUUGGUCUUCUUGGUCCAGGUGUGGUACUUUUUUUGUUUUCCCUAUCAAGCAGUGUAACAUCAGCUAUUGUGUGAGUUUUUAGAUUUUUAUUUGUAAUUUUCUCGUUAUCUCUGGAAUAUUGAAUUGGAAUAGCGUUUUGCAACACUCCUUCAGGUAGGGAGUAUCUAAAUAAAUCUGCUUGCUAAUACCACAGUUAGUUUACUUAAUGCUGUCAAGUUCCAUCUUUUCCAGCAUUAUUAUCAAUGUGUCUUCUAUGUAUUUCUUUCCGGUAUUAGAUUAAUCACGAUCCUAAUAACUUUACGAAUAUCCUUUUUGUAUUUAAUUAAAACAUUUUAAAAUAAGACAUCUGUCUUCAAAUUUCCCAACAGGCAUGUAACGUACGUCCAUAAUUUUCUUUCGAUUCCACCCAAAAUUCCCUGCACUAGUUGCAACGAACUACCACAUGAUCUCGCUAUUUUGGUUGUACUCUUCGGAAAUGUUGUGCUUUCCCAAAGUUAUUAAAUUAUUUUCGUUUGCACAGUCCAUGUAAUGCUGUUACUUAGUAUCUGCUAUCCAUGUAUCGUGCGCAUCAGAUAUUAUAUAUAAUUUGGUACUGACAGUCAUAUCAAUUUUGUCUAUAUAUAUUCAAUGUAAAAGUUAAAAACAUUAAGUUUUACUCAUAGCAUCACUUAUGACUAUUUCUUAUACAUUCUUAGUUUCCAUUGAAAUUUAUGGCUACUUGUUACAGGUUCUGUUUUUCUCUGCUAAAUAUGCUCAAAAAGUAUAGUUUUGUUUCAGGGAAACAUACAGUGGUUAGAACUGUUUUGUUAGUCAACAAAAAUCAACGUUGAAGAGUUCCACAAAUUAUCGGGUUUUUUGUAGAAACAGUGAAAGGAACAAUGGUAAAUAGUAAAAGGUUAGGUUGAAGUAAAACUAAGGGACGAGCUAACGUAUAACUUUGCGCCACUUAAGUUAAUUUUGAGGUACGCUUAAGUCUUCCUGCAUGGAAUAAUAAUUUGUUUUAGCUUGAAUUUUCUGAUGCUUCCUGGCACAUUCCUACUCCAAAAAAACACUAGAAACCUUUAUUUUAGAUAGGUGGUUGUGGGUUAUGACCUGUUAUCGAACUAUAUCGAUGUCUAAAGGCUUGCAGCACCACGAAUUUAUCAUCUUUACCUAAAGCAGUGUGACUCUUUUCAUCACUGUGUAACCAAAAAUUUCGCCACAACGGUAUUGAUGUUAAAAUAUCGCUAGUUCAGAUACUUACAGUAUUCUGAUUUCAUUUAUAUUCUUUGACCACAUCGUAUUACCUUUCAGGGCAGUUUUCGCUAUUCAUCUAUGCAUUUCAUUUUGCCUCUGCUUCUAAAGUUGGCGUAAUCUGUUGACUAUCAAACGAUCUCUGUGUCCUCUAGUCUGAGCCAUGUUGGCAGAUGCAGACUACUUGGUUGGGGUCCGCGUGACUAUCGUAACCAAUAGUUGGAGACUGUUGGUGACAUGGCUCAGAAUCGAUCACAAUGGCGUCGGUGUAUACACUCUCUGUCUUCCCUUAAACUAAGAGAUUAAAGUCGCUUCAUAUCUUUCUUUCUACGAACUAAUUCUUUCUUCCUGUACUAUUUCUUUAUUGCAAUCUUUCUUUUAUAUAUUGCCACCUCUGAAUUAACUACUUUUAUGAAUCCGGUGUCCAUCUUGUUGUGUAAAUGAGGUAUGGCAACUUGGACCGAUGCAUAUAUGUGCCUGGUCCUACGUUGUAGCUGACUGACUGACCUCUUAUCAAAGUGUCAAUGGAAUUCAUUUUCACUACGACACUCCAAACUACUUGUCCGAAUAAGUCACUUUCAAAAUCAAUUCUUCACUUCAUAAUCCUUUAUGGCUCCUUUAUAGGUAGCCUGAAUAUUUUCUUAAGGUUGAUGGCGAUUAUCCACUAAUAGCUAUAACAUUGUUCUUUUUUGAAGGGGACGUUAACAUUCAUUUUCGAGUAGCACUUGGUGAAACUUAGCAAUGAUGUUAUUUUCUGCAAUUAUCCAAGGGGAAAUGCAAAUUCUUCAAGUAUGGCGUAACUUGUGUCCAAAUGCAUUAUGGGAAAUAAGAGAAUUUUUGCAAUGCGAUACUCUGGACACCAGGUUUUUAAUUGAGAUUUAAUCUAUGUAAAAGCCAAUGAAGUGUGUUUCAUUCAAAAAGUGAAGAUGACCAGUCAAAUUCAAGCUGGGCGGAAUGGGUUAUUUGUAUUUAUAGGAAAAUCGUCGUUCAUGAGGUUGUAAUGAAGCGUGAUGACAUUAUAGUUAAAACAUCUGAUCCGAAAGACUCCAUGAUGGAGAAAUUUUAUUACAAUUCUGACACUAACAUGCAAUCACAUAUGCGUAACCCUACAGUCAUUUAGUUUUCAUCGGAAUAUGUGAAUUUGAUACAACGAUAAAAAAAUAAGCCUGAUUUCUGUGUCUAUGACAUUUUCCGCCUUCAAUUCUGCUGGACAUUUAUGUAAUCAUGUAGAGGUUGCACCUAAUCAUGCAGGCACCACAUUUAUCAUAAGCAAUAUUUUGGUGAGUAUCAUUAGCUUUUAUUUUGUUUUAUUGGAAACUGAUUCAGAUUUAUCUAUUUAAUACUGGUGUAUGUUUUUGGUAUCUCCUAUGUUGGCCAUCAAAGUUUAUCGUUAAUUGCAGUGACAUUUAGCCUAUCAACAUAAAAAAUCAGUACUACGGUUUAAAAUAAUCGAAAAAGCACAAGAAAUUUAAACUAUAAAUAUCGGGCUAGUGAAGCUUGAGUAAAAAUGAUGAUUGGUUUUAUACUGCUGUCUGUAUUGAUUAUCAACAUUCUCACUCAUUAUUAAAUAAACAGAGAUCAGUUCAUUCCGUUCCUCUUAAAUGUUAACGUAAUGGUGCUUCAUAAUUGAGGGAUAUUUUACUACGCUUAUUGGAUCGUUGACUCUUUCAUCAAUAACUAAUACUGUUACAUUCGUGUGUAAUGUAUCGAUUAAACGUUUCUCCGUUAAUUUGUUCAGGCAUAUUAAUCUCAUACUAUCUUAGCAAAAGAUGUGCUUAAAAAUUUCAAGGUUAGUGGGUUGUAUUUUAUGUAAAUGUUUUUAGAAAAGAUAUAAAGCCCACCUACGUGCUUUGGUAAUAGAGUCUCAAAGUUAUUUUUUUUAGAAGCUGUGAAAUUGAAAGCUGUUGUUUCUUGCAUAUUUAGUUUAUAAUUAGUUAGUGUUCAUACUCAAGUAGAAAUAGAUCAACAGAAUUAUUGUAUCCUGAGCACCUGUCGACUUCAUAUUAUGCAAAUUUGAUUAGUUUUGGGUUAUAAAUAAUUCUCAUGUAGUCGGUUUCUAAGAAGUAACGUAAACAGUUUUCUACAUGCUUUGGUGUAACUCCCGCUACAAUGGAUCGUGAGAAUAGAAUGUUUAAAUUCGAUUAAAUCAUAUAUUCGUGUCGUCCUCCUGAAAAUCAAUGCUAUUAGUAAAGUUGUAGUUGUUGUGUGAUCAUCCUCCAAUGAAUUUUUCUUUCUAUCAUUCUCAGAGAGAUUAUUAUUCACCCUCAGUAAAAAUUCCUCUACGGUCUUGAAAUAAACUUAUACCGUUGUACGAAAUGAAGUUAAAUAAAACAUCCACCUUUCAUUUUUUGUGAAAAUUGAUACCACUAAACCGAUUAAAAAUAAAAAAUAAAGAGGAUAGAAUGGGUGAACGAAUAUCCCAAGGAUUUAAUAUUUUGUACACUUAAAUCAUGAAAUGACAUACAGGAAGUCAUUGAGUCUAAUGGUCUGAACUGGUGGUCAAAAGUACUCAGUGCUACAUAUGACUGUUUUGUGAAGAAAGGUGAGAUGAGGUUUUGGUUUAUUAUUUAAUAUUUCUCUGCCACUGCAAUUAGUGAUAGCGUAAGUAAAUACAGUUUCACGAUUGAAACUUUGUGAGUAUUCGAAGUAGAUGGGAAGGAUUAAUUCUAUUGAUUGUCGUUAAAUCACAGUAUCUGACUACAACUCAGGUUUUCUUUCCGCAGUAAUUUUUGCGUUAAUGUGCGAAUCUGUUUAGUUGUUCUGUUUACUCACAUUCUUAUUGUGUAAAUUCCGGGCUGAAUUUGUCCAUGUGAUAAUUAGUGCACACUUAGGCAUCAACGUGAAGACGUAGAUGCGUAGCCAACUCAUGUUUCAGACAUAAUUUCAAUAAACUAUUAUUUUUUUGAUUUUGUGAAUUUUGAAGAAUGUUAUCACAGUUAAUCUGUGAUUAAAGUUUUUCAGUGAAGUGAUUCACUACCGCUGUUUCGGCGUUAACCCAUUCACUUCUACUUGUUAAUUAUUUCCUCUGUUGCAUUUCCAACUACACUUUCCUAUGUUACUUCUAGUGACCACUUGUAGCGUGCUUUUUACUAUCUGAGCUGUAUAUUACCUCGAAACACUGGUCUAAAUUCUAGAUAAGGUGAUUCUAAUUUAAAUGUAGUAGCAAAUAAGGCUUGGAAAUAGUAUUUAAUAUAGCUAGUUUUUAUAUUGCCUUAUCGUUCAUUGCAUUUUCUACUAUAUAUAGGCUACUAUACCUGGAAUAGUAUGUGGUCCACUGACUGCCGAAUUAGUUAUCACAUCUGGUGGAAGGUGGUUUCCUGUAUUCAUACUAGCUGGUUUUAUAAAUGUAGUUGGUGCUGUUGUGUACAUUAGCCAGAGUUCUACAACGCAAGUAUUGUAAUCAUGCGAAUAACGUGUACAGAUGUCCAUGUACAUUCACUUUUUUUUAUUCUUCUAGCUUUGUAUCUGACUAUUUUCCUACCCAAGUCUAUAAUUUCUCUCCUUACUUAAUUAAUUUAUCAUGAACUGUGCCUUCAACUUUCUGUUUGACGAAAUUCGUUGUCAAAUUUACGUAUCAACCAUCCAUGGUAUCUUCGCAAAGAUAUAGCCAAGAUUUAUCUAUUGAAUUUAUUCGGUUAAAAUUAUUCACCCUUUACUAUAAUGAAAUCACAAUGUUUCGUUAUAAAUUAGUGAAUCGAUAAAUCAUUGUUACUUAUCCCUUGCUUUUAACAAAUAAUACUGAGUGUUAAAAAUGACUUAAUACAGUCAGUCAGUAACAACGUAGAACCUCGUACGUACGUACAUCAGUUCGAGUUGCCACACCACAUUAGCACAGAGAUGCAGUUGUCGAUUCAAAUCCCGUAGUGGUAGAGGUAAUAAGAGUAUAAGCAGUAAUCGGGAAGAUUAGGGUUUGGAGAUGUUAUUUAAAGAGUAUAAUCCAGUGAAAUAAAUUUGGAAAGAGGAAAAAAGGGACAUGAAGAAUUCAGAAGAUUAGAAUUUGGGAGAACACAAAGAGUGGAUGCACCUGCGCCAUUGCAAACGAUUUUGAGCCAUGUCAUUCAGGGUCUCUAAUCAUCGGUUGCUAUCAUCUCGCGGUCCCCAACCAAGUAGUCUACACCUACCAACAUGACUCAGUUCACUUGUCAGUGACUUCAUGGACUUGUGCCAUGUUUUGGUUUGGCCGCCCCUACCUUUCUUCCAACCUACUCCUAUACCACUGAACAUAGCACGUCGAGGCAGUCGGUCGUUGGGCAUACGUAACACAUGUCCCAGCCAUCUCAACUGAUGGAGUUUCACUACGUCAUCAAUUGAUUUGCCACCCUUACCUAGUACCCGCUUCCUAAAAACUGCGUUACUUACUCGAUGGUCCCAGGAUAUACGAGCACUGCUUCGAAGACACCUAUGAUCAAAUACUAGUAAAAUGAGAAUAUCCUCUACUCUUACCGGCCAUGUUUCCCUGCCAUAAAGUAGGACGGAACGAACUGCUGCACAGUAAACACGUCCUUUGGUUGAUUGACAGAUAUCUCACCUACACCAUAAAUGACGCAAGUUGGUAAAAGCUAGUCGAGCUUUCUGUAUCCGUGCUGAGAUUUCGUCAAACACCAGACCACAAGGGCUGAUGAGACUUCCAAGAUAAGUGAAGCAGUCGACACACUCAACUACUUCACUCCCUAUCACUAGUUCGUGUGUCGAUGUAACCCAAUCCUGAAGCAACAUUUUGCAUUUCGAGGGAGAGAAUCGCAUCCCGAACAUGCUUGCAUUGCUGCUUAGAGUGGUCAGAAGACUCUGCAUUUUGUCAGCGUCUUCACCAAAUAAAACUAUGUCAUCUGCAUAUUCUAAGUCAACAAGUGAACCUCCCGGUACAAGUUCAACCCCUGUAAAUUUAGAUGAGGAG
Molecule: messenger RNA, 9726 nt
Organism: Schistosoma haematobium
Lineage: Eukaryota; Metazoa; Platyhelminthes; Trematoda; Strigeidida; Schistosomatidae
Product: putative anion transporter 4, chloroplastic, variant 2
Exons: 6
Coding region: 2930-3673 (247 amino acids)
Biological process (GO): monoatomic anion transport; transmembrane transport
Molecular function (GO): transmembrane transporter activity
Source: RefSeq, a predicted model, not a curated record